Messenger RNA from Neopelma chrysocephalum (saffron-crested tyrant-manakin), 731 nucleotides. RefSeq names its product RNA-binding protein 3-like. Lineage: Eukaryota; Metazoa; Chordata; Aves; Passeriformes; Pipridae. Gene Ontology annotation, molecular function: ribosomal large subunit binding; RNA binding. The record is from RefSeq and is a predicted model, not a curated record. Gene Ontology annotation, cellular component: spliceosomal complex. Gene Ontology annotation, biological process: positive regulation of mRNA splicing, via spliceosome; regulation of translation. The transcript has 6 exons. Bases 116 to 571 code for a protein of 151 amino acids.
GGGGCGGGGCGGGCGCGGCCUCAUUCCGGGCCCGGCCGGCGCCGCGCGGGUUGUAGUGUCGCUGGAGGGGCAGGGCCCCACCCUAUGACAUCGCUCCCGGCCCCGCCCCCCACGCAUGGCGGCGGAGGAGGGGAAGCUCUUUGUGGGGGGCCUCAACUACGACACGGACGAGCAGGGGCUGGAGCAGCACUUCAGCUCCUUCGGGCCCAUCGCCGAGGUGGUGGUGGUGAAGGACCGGGAGACCCAACGUUCCCGUGGCUUUGGCUUCGUCACCUUCACCAACCCCGAGCACGCGAGUGACGCCAUGAGGGCCAUGAACGGCGAGUGCCUGGACGGGCGGCAGAUCCGGGUGGAUCACGCCGGGAAAUCGCCCCGCGGUGCCCGAGGGGGCUACGGGGGGGGCCGGGCCCGGGGCCGAGGAUACGGUCGAGGUACGUUUUUGGGGGGGGCUCCUGGUUGCUGGGAGGGGCACCCAUGGGUGCUGAUCCCCCCCCCGAUGUCCCCCAGGAACCAGGGGGGCUACGGCGAGCGCUUCCCCUCGGCCUCGUACCGGGACAACUAUGACAACUGAGCUUGGACCCUCGGUGCUGGAUUUCAGGGGGGGCCCCUCCUCCCCCGGGCCAUGGAUGGACGCCGAGGGGGGAGUGGGACAUGGUGGGGGGGGUGUGAAGGUGGGGAGAACCCUCAAUUUGUACUCCCCCGUGCCCUAUUAAAGGUCAGACCCUCUCCGA